Messenger RNA from Homarus americanus (American lobster), 1572 nucleotides. Its product is annotated as facilitated trehalose transporter Tret1-2 homolog. Gene Ontology annotation, cellular component: membrane. The coding region runs from base 63 to 1481 and encodes 472 amino acids. Gene Ontology annotation, molecular function: transmembrane transporter activity. NCBI's taxonomy places the organism in Eukaryota, Metazoa, Arthropoda, Malacostraca, Decapoda, Nephropidae. Gene Ontology annotation, biological process: transmembrane transport. The record is from RefSeq and is a predicted model, not a curated record. The transcript has 7 exons.
CCUUACCAAGACACCGCAGUCCACAUUCCCAACUAUACCUCAGUCCUCUGUUAACACUCAACAUGGACUCAACACCCACUGAGACGAUCACCCUAAACACAGAAGGAACCAGUCGGGGGGAAGAGCCGGCCAGGGAGCGGAGACAAAGACUAGAAAAACAAGUACUGUUGACGAUUUUGGCAUCUGUAACCUUCGUGGCCCAGGGAACAACACAGACCUGGCCCUCCCCGGCCCUCUACGACCUCGAGAACAACAACCAAACACUCUACUCCACCACCAUCACCCUCACACCUCGCGAGAAGGAUAUGACAGGAAGUCUAUGGUUCCUGGGGUCGCUGGGUGGCUCGUGGGCGGCUGGAUGGGCGGCGAGUAAAUGUGGUCGGCGGAGGAGUAUUCAGCUUCUGGCUCUCCCCAACGUUUUGGGGUGGCUCUUGGUGGCUCUGGCUCCCAUUCCAUCACUUAUGCUCACUGGCAGGUUUGUAUUGGGUGUUGCGUCCGGGGCGGGAACAGUAUGUCUAACAGUAUAUAUCCUGGAGAUAGCAGAUACCGGGGUUAGAGGCACACUGUCUGUUAUCCCCACCUUGGCUUUGAUAGCUGGUGGACAGUACGCACUCUGGCUGGGGACAACGCUUCACUGGUACCAUCUGUCCUUUGCCUGUACACUACCGCCACUUCUCCUGCUGGGGAUUUACUACAUAUUACCCGACACCCCGUCUUAUCUGUUUAUCUGUGGGCGUUACGGCGAAGCAGCAGCUACACUUAGGAAAUUACGAGGUCGUUAUGCUGAUAUUGAGAGUGAAAUGGAGGACAUGAAGCGAAGUAAUGAAUCCUAUAGGAAGAAUUCUGGUUACCGUGAGUUACUGAAGGUGAAGGUGGUGAAGCGCAUCGCCGUCGUCAUGAUACUCUUCGUGUUUCAACAGUUUUGUGGUAACUUCGUGAUGAUUGUGUACACAGCCCGGGUAUUACAGGCAGCUGGGACGCCCUUGGAGCCAGAUACAGCUAGUGGUAUAGUAAUGUGGGCGAGGGUGGCUGGUAUAAUAAUGUCAUUCUGUCUCUUGGAUCGUCUUGGUCGUCGGAAUUGUCUCGCCGCAUCUCACGCUAUCAACGCCGCAGCACUAACUCUUCUGGGAACUUAUGUUUACCUCAACCAACAUGACGAACAACAGUCACCAGAAACAUCCCUCAGCUGGGUGCCGAUGGUGUGUGUAGCAACGGCGCUGUUCGGCUCUGAUAUUGGUCUCCAUUCCGUUCCGUUCAUCCUUGCCGCCGAGUACUUCCCGACCAACAUUCGCACCCACGCAACAUCGGUAUGUAUGACGUGGUUUACCGUGAUGGGGUUCGUGGUCAUGCAGCUCUACACACUCAUGCAGGAGGCGCUGACGCAGGCCGGCCUCUACUGGUUCUAUGCUGGCUCUAGUCUCCUGGCCACGGGAUUCACCUUCCUCGCCGUCACAGAAACGAUGGGCAAGUCUAUGGGGUAGCUGCCUCUAAGGGGGUAAUUACCUCUAAGGGGGUAAUUGAUUUAUGGGGUAAAUGCUCGAGUGAAAUAAUGAAUAAAAACAUAAAAGAAAA